Molecule: messenger RNA, 1448 nt
Organism: Lycium ferocissimum
Lineage: Eukaryota; Viridiplantae; Streptophyta; Magnoliopsida; Solanales; Solanaceae
Exons: 3
Coding region: 91-1311 (406 amino acids)
Source: RefSeq, a predicted model, not a curated record
AAAAACCAUUAACACGAUCUUCUCUUUAUGUGACACUUUUUUUUUCUGUUCAGUUUAUAUGCAGUUAUUAUUAUUAUUAUACAUUUAAAAAUGGAAGCAGCAGCUGUUUCAGUAGUAGACAAGCUAAAAUCCUUUGCAAAAUCGACCCAAGAUUUCGCUAAUGGCAUUUUCAACGGCCGUGAGACUUCUAAUCGCCGCAAUCCGAUUGAGAUCUUGAAGAGAUUGCAGCGAGAAUCUUUUUCAGAUAUUAUGAAGCUAAGAGACAGACAAGAGAAGGUGGAACGAGUGCUUGCUUUCUAUAAAUCUUCCAAAGGAAGUCCAUUCCAAGAAGGUACCACUCAUGUAAGGGGAGAAUUUGAUGCUGUUGGUGCACUGUUGAUGAUCGGUACCAUCGAUGAAUCCAAGCGCAAUGCAAUUGAAAGAGCAAUUAGGACUGGUAUUGAUUCUAGGCUGACUUUUGAAACAGCUCUCCGUGAAAAGGACACACUUGUAGCUGAGUUUGUUGGCAAUGAAAGAGGCCAAAUGAAUAUCCUGGACAGUCCACUUUCUUUAGCAAAAGUUCUUUAUGCAGCAAAUAUUAGUGAUUGGUUCUCCGCGGUUGCCAUUCCAGUUGGUGGUCGAUGUAGAGAUGUUGCGGUACCUACAAAGUCACGUGAGGAAAGGGGAAUGACCGAUUAUUCAUCAUUUGGGCCGCCCUUGCUGAAUCAACUAAAUGGUAGUGCAAUCGCUAUGAUGGUAAAAAAGUCAAAUACUGUUGCCUCCUUGGCUCAGUUUGUCUCUGCAUUGCCACACUCUGGUAGAUAUUGUUUUGGCACUUUUGGUCAAGUUGUUUGCCAACUCUCAAGAAGUACAAAGCUAUCCAUCUUGGGCAUACACAAAGUGGCUAAUCUGUCAAAUCAACAGCUUAGACUCCCAGCUAUGUCAUUGCCUAUUGGCAUUCUACAACGGUCAGGGCAUUCUGAGGCGUCCUUGAAGGAAAACGGUCUCUUAGAUGGGUCAAUCGCUAUGACCCUAGAGUCGGAACUUGAUGAAAGUAUAAGAAUUGGUGGUUGGGUAGAGAUGAAAAGAUCGAAUCCUAAAUAUUUGCAGUGGGCAGUUACCAUGUCUGAUACCUCUGAGGAUGAUUUUGGGUGGGGUUUGAGCCUUGGUGGUUUGCUACAAGGUCCAAGAAAUUGGGACCAUUUUCAGGUUGAAAGCUUUCUAAAUUUUAACUUAGGAAAGAAAUGCAAGAUGCAACCAGGUCUUCUCUAUGUGAUGGAUGGAGCCACUCAGUUUCCUGCACUGAUGUUUCGCACUAGUUGGUCCCUGUGAAGCGCGCAAACUGAUUCGAACAUUUACUGCAUUGAUGUUUCACACUAGUUGGUCCCUGUGAAGCGCACAAGUUGACUCCAACAUUUAAAUAAAAAGAACUAGUUGGUCCUGUGAACAAUCUCAAACAUAAAUACCCU